CUCCCCUUCAUGAAUGAGUUCAACGUUAUGUUUCAGGGUGGUGAAUCCAUGAUUGGCUACCUCCACACCGAGAUGACUAGACUGCUUCGAAAGUUGAUGGGGCGCUUCACAACCACGGAAGUUAUCCGUGAUGCAACAGAUCUCCCCAAGGUACCCUUCCAGGUUCGGGAAAACCAACAUGAUGAUGAGAGACUAGCUGUUGGCUGGCGUGUUAGAGAAUACCUCGACAACAGUGAUGUGUCCACAGAGAUAACAAAGAAAUUCUUCAGUGAUGUGCGGGUCUUCUAUGAGAAGAUGGUUGCUACUAUGGUUGCCAAGUUCCCAUUCAAAGAUGCUACCCUUCAAUCACUCAGCUUCUUAAAACCAGACCUAAGGGAUACUAUUAAAGCUUUGAAAUUUAUUUUAAGCUGCAGAAUAUUUUAA
Messenger RNA from Mercenaria mercenaria, 423 nucleotides. RefSeq lists its product as uncharacterized. Lineage: Eukaryota; Metazoa; Mollusca; Bivalvia; Venerida; Veneridae. The record is from RefSeq and is a predicted model, not a curated record. The transcript is spliced from 3 exons. The coding region runs from base 10 to 423 and encodes 137 amino acids.